Lycium ferocissimum is the source of this 3777-nucleotide messenger RNA. RefSeq lists its product as uncharacterized. Bases 1 to 3777 code for a protein of 1258 amino acids. Gene Ontology annotation, molecular function: RNA-DNA hybrid ribonuclease activity; nucleic acid binding. The record is from RefSeq and is a predicted model, not a curated record. The transcript has 6 exons. NCBI's taxonomy places the organism in Eukaryota, Viridiplantae, Streptophyta, Magnoliopsida, Solanales, Solanaceae.
AUGAAUACUGAUCAACAAUUAACCCUGAAACUAUAUCAUCAGGAUUUGAGUACAGACUUCAUUGCCACUUUUUUAUAUGCUAAGUGUGUUGCUAGUGAAAGAUUAGAGUUAUGGGAUAGCUUGUAUCACUUGGAAAGCUCUAUGGAGUUGCCCUGGAUGGUAGGAGGUGAUUUCAAUAUUAUUUUGUCUGAGAAAGAAAAGUUAGGUGGACUGCCAGUUACUUGGAAUGAGAGUGAAGAUUUUGCUUUUUGUAUAAAAUCUUGUGAAUUAUUUGAUGUGGGAUUUAAAGGUAGUCUAUUUACUUGGUGGAAUGGUAGAUCAGCUGCAGAUUGCAUUUUUAAGAGAGUUGAUAGAGUGGUAGUGAAUCAGCAGUUUCAGAAUUUGUUUGCAAACAUAGAGGUGGAACAUCUAUCCAGAACAGGGUCAGAUCACACUCCUCUAUUAUUGUCUUGUGGAGAUGAAAUUGUUACUUUCACCAGACCUUUUAGGUUUCUUAACUUUUGGAUUAAUCAUGAUUCUUUCAAAGAGCUUAUUACACAAAAUUGGAGCACAGAAGGCACUGGAUCCCCAUACUUGAAGUUUAAAUUGAAAUUAAAGAAGCUUAAGAGGGUAUUAUCACAAUGGAGUAGAGAUACUUUUGGGGACAUUUUCCAACAACUUGCACUAAGAGAGCAAGUAAUAAAGAUAAAAGAGGCAUUAUUUGAAGAGGAUCCUAGUGUGGUGAACAGAAUUGUCAUUCAGAAGGCUCAAGCUGAAGUGAAGCAAUAUCUUCAUAUUGAGGAACAAUAUUGGAAGCAAAAUGCAGGAAGUCAAGAAAAGGCUGUUUUUGGCCUUAGUGGGGAUAGUGCUAGUGGGCCUGAUGGAUUUACAGGUUUGUUUUAUCAACAUUGUUGGGAGAUUAUUGGGAAUGAUGUGCAUCAGGUGAUCCUAUCCUUUUUUGAUGGGAACGAACUUCCUAAAGCUAUCACUCACACUAAUCUUGUUCUUAUUCCUAAGAAGCAUCAUGUGCAAUCUUUUUCUGAUUUGAGACCUAUUAGCCUAUCCAAUUUUAUCAAUAAGAUUAUUUCAAGGGUGGUUCAUGGUAGAACGGAAAAAUUGAUUCCAUAUUUGAUUUCCUCUAAUCAAUCUGGUUUUGUAAAAGGUAGAAGCAACUUUAAGAAUAUCGUUCUUACUCAGGAAAUUGUUUCUGAUAUCAGAAUUAGGGGUAAACCUGCUAAUGUUAUUAUUAAGUUGGAUAUGGCCAAGGCCUAUGACAAAGUUUCAUGGAAAUAUCGGUUACAUAGGGGUCAAGCAAGGGGACCCUUGUCCCCAACAUUAUUUCUACUUGCAGCUGAGAUUUUAUCUAGAGCUUUAAAUUCCUUAUUUGAUGAUCAGAAGUACAUUGGGUAUGGAAUGCCAAAAUGGUCUAAUCCUUUUAACCAUCUGGCAUAUGCUGAUGAUACUAUCAUAUUUGCAUCAGCUUACCCUGAGUCUUUAAGGAGAGUGAUGAAAGUUUUGAAAGAUUAUGAGCAGAUCUCUGGUCAACUGAUAAACAAUGAUAAGAGUUCCUUCUAUUUACAUUCCAAGGUGGGUAAUGGGAUCAGUCAAUCAGUUAGGGAUAUCACUGGUUUCUCAAAGGGUCAGUUUCCUUUAACUUAUCUUGGAUGUCCUAUUUUUCACACUAGAAAAAGGAAAGAUUUCUAUUCUGGUCUGAUUAAGAGAGUUAAAGAAAGACUGCAUUCUUGGAAAGGUAAAUUGCUGUCUUUUGGAGGUAAAUCAGUUCUUAUUAAGAGUGUAUUACAAACCAUGCCAGUGCACUUACUAUCAGUUCUGGUUCCUCCAAAAUGUGUGUUGAAUGAGCUUCAUAAGAUUUUUGCUAGAUUUUUUUGGAGCAACAAGGAAGGGGGCAGAAGCAGGCACUGGAUAGCUUGGAAGGAUUUAUGUCUUCCAACUAAAGAAGGUGGUUUGGGUUUUAAGUCUCUAUUUGAUGUAUCUAAUGCUCUUUUUGCAAAACUUUGGUGGAGAUUUAGAACUACAAAUUCCCUAUGGGCUAAUUACAUGUGGAAUAAGUAUUGUAAGAAGAAGCCUCCUAACUUAGUUCAGUGGAAAGGUGGUUCUCAGGUGCGGAAAAAAAUGCUUGUAGCUACAGAAGAGAUAGAGAAUGAGAUUUGGUGGGAAAUAAAAGCAGGAACUACUAAUAUUUGGCAUGAAAACUGGACAAAGUUGGGUGCCUUAUAUCAUGUGGUUCCAGAUAGUUUUCUUGUUAAUGAGAACCUAACUGAUGUAUCAGAAUUAAUAGAGGAUGGGAAGUGGAAUGAUUCUCUUCUACAACUAUCAUUUUCUAAUGAGAUUGUGGAUCAUAUUAAGGAGGAUAUUCAUGUUGAGCAGCUACAAGGAAAUUGGGAUAGACCAUGGUGGAUGCCUACUCCUAAUGGAAAUUUUAUAGUAAAUAGUGCUUGGAACAUCUUGAGAAAUAGAGGAGAGAAACAUGAGGAUUUUGAUCAUUUGUGGAUUCAAGGAAUACCUUUUAAGGUUUCUUUUUUGAUUUGGAGGUUGUGGAAACACAUAAUCUCUACAGAUGAUAACUUAAGAAGAAUUAGGAUUCCUAUUGUCUCUAGAUGUUAUUGUUGUGAGUCUCAUCGUAUAGAAACUAUGCAACAUCUAUUUCUUGGUAGCAGGUUUGCAAGAGGGAUAUGGGAAGUAUUUUUGCAGGCAGCAGGAUUACAAGUGAAUAUGGUUCAACUUCAUCAAGUAAUUAAACACUGUUGGAGGGCAAAAUGUGGAGAAAAAUUGAAACCUAUUGUGCAAGCAAUUCCUGCUAUGAUUAUUUGGGAAUUAUGGAAGAGAAGAAAUACUAUAGGACAUAGAGGAAGGGUCAGUUUUAGAAAGGUGGUACAUGAAGUGAAUAAUAGUUUAUUUUAUUUGACAAAAAUAAGAUAUCCUUGGCUAAACAGUAUCCCUUUUCUAUGGCCGGAAAUAGUAGCAAUGCUAGACAACUAUAACCCUAGGAUUAUAACCAAGGUUAUGUAUUGGAAGCUUCCUCCUGAUAGAUGGUUCAAAUGUAAUACUGAUGGGGCAACAAGGGGCAAUCCUGGUGAUAGUUCUUAUGGAUUUUGUGUUAGAAACUGGCUAGGGGAUCUACUUUAUGCUCAAAGUGAAACAAUUGGAGAGUCCACAAAUGUGAUAGCUGAAGCAAAGGCAAUUCUUGAAGGGAUAAAGUAUAGUAUUGAUAUGCAGUUGCUUCCUUUGAUUGUGGAGACUGAUUCUUUGCUACUUAAAAAUAUGGUGGAGGGAGAGUGGAAGGUUCCCUGGGGCAUUAUAUCAUAUGUUGAGAGAAUUAAGAGAUUGAAAGAGAUGUAUGAGGUGAAAAUUCAACAUGUGUACAGGGAAGGUACUCUAAAGAUUCAUUCAUUUUCUGAACUACCUAGUGCAGGGAGAAAACUUCUAAACCUGGACAAACAUGAAUUGCCUAAUCUAAGGAUAAGUAUUGACAUUGCUUCAGUGUGUGGUAUUAGCUUUGCUCAUCCUAUUGAAGUGAUAUCAAUAUCAGAUGAACACAUACGAGUGCAUCUCUUUGCCUCCUUCAUGGAGAUAUUCAUCGAGGAGGAUAACCAGGCUGCCGAAAAGAAAUCGCGUGGAAACUCAACGAUUAUGGGAGCAAACUUCAUUGAGGAAGCUGCUCCACAUAAUAAGAAAAGAAAGAAGUCGUCUGGGCAAAGAAAAAAGCAGAACAAGAAAAAAUUCAAAGGCAACUGCUAUAAUUGUGGGAAAGCUAGACAUAAGGCUCCAGAUUAUUAG